AUGCGGUGUGGAGAAAUACUGAAUUUCUUGAAUUUUGACUUUCCAUCAUUGAAUUCAUUCCACCUUCUUCCUGAUGUCCUACUCUGUCACAGAGGCUGUUUGUCGAGGGUUGAUGUCGAACAGCAGGAUACGACGAGAUGCAGAUGUUCCAGGUGUGGCUGCAGCUGUCAGAGAGACCAGGUUGAACACAGGUAUCGUCUCUCACUGACGGUGGCCCGGGACAGGUGGAUAUUUGGAGUCACAGUAUUCGGAGCCUGCUUCAACCCACAGAGGUUAGUGGAGGACCUGGAUGGACCAGUCGGAGCAACAACCAGAUCCACACUGUUGCUGAAGUCUGUUGAGGACUGUUUCAUCGGCCGACGUUUCAUCUUCAGUUUAAAGCUGCCCGAAACAGAAAGUGGGCCUUGUCUAAGAGAACCUGUUGGGAACGGCUCCAGCAGCAAAGACUCGCCUCACUUUAUCGCCAGUCAGAUGAUUCUCCCUAGGGUGCACAGUGAUCCUUCUUCAGAAAGCUGCAUCAACUGAUCCCAGUAAAACCUCCGGACCCCCAGCAACAACCGCUGCUGCUUCAGUCUCAGGCCAGAAGCUUUUUUCUUUUUUCCCAGUCACUGCUGAGGAAAUGGUUCACCUUUGUGACAUUACUUUAGAGUUGUGUUUGACUUUAUCCUACAUCACAAGACAGUGAGAACAGCCGACAGACAGAGAGCUUUACAUCGUGCACAGGCCUGGAGGAUCAUAAAGUCAGAGAAGUCUUGCUCCAGGAUUAAAAUCAACAGACAGCACUCACAGCCCUGAGCUGGAGCGAGGCUGCCGUCAUGUUGUCCUCUCAGCCCAGCUCUUUUCUCCCUAUGUAUCGAACCCUUAGCACUGUCAAUUAGGGAUGACCCCGUAAUAAAAGGAGUAAUGGUCAGAGGCUUGUAGCAAAAGAUUUGUCUAUAUGCGGAUGAUGUGUUACUGCUUCUAACAGUGUCAGAGGUUAGCAUCCAUAGGUUGAUAUCUACAUUAAACACUUUGGAACCUAUUCUGGAUAUAAAUCAAAUGUGCAAAAAACCCAAAUGUUAUGCUACAGCUACACCCCUCAAAAAUACAUGCUAAAUAAAAUCAAAUCAGGUCUUAUUUUAAUGACGAGAUGAAACCAACAGAGGAAUGUGAGAACAACUUAAUUGACAUAUUUAUUGACACGUACAAAAAAAAGGACAGUAAGAAACUUGUUUCAAAACUGUAACUACUCCCGUAUUCAAUUUAAUAAGAAACAGUCAACAGUUAAGGUUAGAUUAAAAUGGAAAUGGAACUGUCAUCACAGAUCACUGGUUGAAUAUGUGCUCUGUCCUGUCAACUUCCACUAGUUCUGGUCUUUGGAGAGAUUUCUGCUGGCAGAAUCUGGUUAGGUAAUUCAUUACUCCUAAGUUACAGUGUGUGCAGACAGGAGAGACGGUCAGACGUCUCUGUUGGAGGAACUGUGGAGAACAGCUAGCUUCCCAGCUAUUCAGCCAUACUGGCAAGAGAUUAUACAGGUAAGGCAAUAUAUUUUUCUACAAGAGAACCACAAGAGAUGCUUACUGUACUGUCCAUUACUGUAUGAACUGACUUGUAUCUCCAUCAGCAUGUCUGUAUGAAUGUGAAGGUGACCAACAGUUUCUUCUAUGUGUUUUUUUUUCUGUAGGUUGUAAAUGUUCACUCUUUAAAAAUACAUUACAACAAAAAAAAGAGUGUGUGGUUCUGAGUUGCGGCACAAAUUUUUUUUAUUAUUUUAUUUUUUAUUCCCUCUUAAAUAAAGCUCAUGCUUCCAGCCUGUCAUAGUUUACGGAUGAAAGGAAACUGAUAGAAAACAAUUUGUCUUCCACCGCAGCCGAAGCAUGACACACACACACACACACACACA
Molecule: messenger RNA, 1882 nt
Organism: Acanthopagrus latus (yellowfin seabream)
Lineage: Eukaryota; Metazoa; Chordata; Actinopteri; Spariformes; Sparidae
Product: DNA damage-induced apoptosis suppressor protein-like
Exons: 6
Coding region: 1-525 (174 amino acids)
Biological process (GO): negative regulation of intrinsic apoptotic signaling pathway in response to DNA damage
Cellular component (GO): cytoplasm; nucleus
Source: RefSeq, a predicted model, not a curated record